GCAGUCCGGCAGCACUGCCAUCGGCUAUCGAUGCAUAUCGAUAUCGAUAGCGUACGUGUCACAAUUAGAACGCAAAAGCAAAACAGCGGCAUUUAUUUACAACAAAAGCAAGCGUUUAUAAAAGAACCUAGUGAAAAUGGCAGAUGAGCAACCGAAUCUUGUGGCUGGCCACCCACCUGCACUGAAGGCGGGCGGCAUGAGGAUUGUGCAGCACAAGGCUCCCACAGCUGAGCGUGCGCCCAAGGAUGCCGAGGAUUGCACUGGACUCACACAACCCGUGGCCGUAAACUCCGGCUCGGUGAGCGGUGCUCCCGUUAAGGGCAACACGGACUUUACGCCCGCCUCCGCUCAGGUGGCCCACUCGCACAAGCCGCCGGCUGCUGUGCAGCAGAAGCCCCUUAACCACAUCCAGCAGCCACGCAAGUGAUGCGGCUUGUGAAUACUUCAAACCCAAAUCCUUGAUCUUUUGCUGAAAUAUUCUCCUCCAUGUUCUCAAUGGUAUUUGAUUUAUAUAUAUACUUUAUAUAUUACAUUUUGCAAUUGCAUUCCAUAACUGAAUUUUGAUGCUUUUCAAGUUAAUAUUUUGUAAUAAAAACUAAACCUUUUUGUAGGAA
Molecule: messenger RNA, 614 nt
Organism: Drosophila kikkawai
Lineage: Eukaryota; Metazoa; Arthropoda; Insecta; Diptera; Drosophilidae
Product: death-associated protein 1
Biological process (GO): apoptotic signaling pathway; cellular response to amino acid starvation; negative regulation of autophagy
Molecular function (GO): death domain binding
Source: RefSeq, a predicted model, not a curated record